AUGGCAUCUUCAGUAGCCCCGGCUCCAGCUUCCAAUCUCGAGACGCUUCUACCGCGGCCACCGACGCCACCGCGAGAAGCAGCCAAAGACAGCGACGGGUUGGUCAAGUCCAUAUUGAGCCGCGCUCCUUCAUCUGAUCCUCAGGACAGUCUCCAGACUCCGCCAACUGCGAACACCCCGACCUCGACCGAUGCGCCUGAUUCAAAGUUGAUGUCUAGUCGGACAAGGAAGAAAGUUGUAUGGUCAGCACAUACCGAGUACAAGGACCCAGUUGACUAUCGAUCAAUCGACAAGAUUCCCAGAUCCUCCCCCCUCUCGGUUCCUUCGCCGGCUUCCAGACCUAUCAAAGGCAUUCUCAAACCUUCAUCUUCCCCGAGCCGUCUCGCUUUGACGUCUAGUGGUGAUUUUGAUGCGACUUCAGGCCAGCCCAAUAUAAUCGAAAUGUUGGAUUCAACCAUAAAGCAGCUGGCCGGCUCUGACCGAGAUUCGAAACUUGAUGCCUAUAUGAUGCUUUCAAGAGCCCUGAAGGCCUCUAAUAACCUUCCCGAUCGAGUUGCCUUGCAAGACAAGAUGAGCCUGUUCAUGCAAUUCAUCCAGCGCGAUAUUACGUCCAAAAGUGGCACUGGAGCCCCCGAUUCUUCAUUAAUCAAUCAUGCUCUGACGCUUCUCGCUACGUUUCUCCAUUUCCCCGCCAUCGCCUCGACCCUCACUUCCGAUUUUGGAAUCUUCGUUAUCGACCACUCUAUCCACGCGUUCGAAGACGCUAAUACUCCCAAGGAUGUUGCUCGACAUCUGAUGCAAGUUGUUGCGUUCCAAAAUUUUUCCUCCAAAGUUAUGACAUCUGACCGAGUGGGACGGUUGGUCACUGCGAUGUAUCAAAUAGAAGACCAUCUCACGGGCAAGAGCAUCGUCAUGAGCAGAAUACACAUAUAUAGGCGUCUGGUCAAGCAGUCAAGCUUGCAUAUGGUUACCCACUCAAACUGGCUCCAGAACGUGCUUGCAGAUAUGCUAAGCUCUGUCAAGGAUAUUCGGGCCCAGGCCGUUGGCCUCGCCACCGAAGCUGGAUUUGCCCUGCGAUCUGAGAAGCAGUUGAUGCGAAAAGCUAGCGAGAUAUUCCAAACAACAAAUGAGGAUCAAGCCUAUAUCGAAUUCUAUAUCCACAGGUUACAGGAAAUGCUCAGAGACAGGUCAAGCGCUUCAGCUGUGCCGCAGAUAUGGAGCGCCAUUAUUCUUUAUAUGCGAUGCCCUUUGGAGAGGUGGCAAUACUAUGGCCCUUGGCUAACUCUUGUCCAAUCUGCUUUCAACACAACAGAUUUUCCCACGAAACAAGAGGCAAACUUUGCCUGGAAUAGGUACAUCUAUCUUACCUUGGUCGAUAGCAAAGCUACCCCAAAGAACCUUGGAACCCUCUGCCAGCCCCUGCUAAGCCAGCUUCGGAGACGUGCAAAUCCUAAGCAAUUAGAAGAAGCUGUGAAGCUCCAAAGGACAGUCAUUGGCGGUAUAUGCAAUCUAUACUACUAUGCGUUUGCCCCAGGCAAUGUCAAGUUCCCUCCUGAUUCGAUAUGGGAUGUUGCUGUCCAGCCUGUGUUGUCACAACUCAUCAGUCUGGAUGGUAAGCCCGAAAUUCCGGGCGAUUGUCUUAUGCAGGCUGGCCGUAUCUUGACAAGUCUUAUGGACGUAGCCACACCUCGGAUUUGGAGACACGAUCGUAUCAUGGAGACAACUCCCGCGAAACCUGAUGAACUCCCGCCCCUGGACUCAAAGUGGGUGAGGCGGAAUUGUGAUAAGGUCUUCCAAACGGUUGGCCCCCUUUUAGAGAAAAGGUUUCUCGACUUGGCCAAUAAGGAUUCUUUGAUAUUCCGCCUAUGGCAUGCACUGGUCGGCUCAAUUGCGGCCGCUUCCGCGAAGGAUAUCAAAGUAUCAGAAGAUACCGCCAAAUUCUUCGCUCACGCAUUUGGUCUACUGUCCAGGAUGUGGCUGGCUGGGAUACCCGAAGCUGAUAAUUCACAUGGCCCGGCGUUUCUAUCUAGCAUUAAGAAUUUCAUCGAAGUACUUGUUAAAGCCCUGGGUAUGCUGCCCUUUACCGAAAAGAGGCUUGCUAUGACGGUUGGUAAUACUUUUGAACCUAUUGCCACACCAUCCCAAAAUCAGAGUCGACCAAGUUCUCUAGGUACCAUUCGAACUCCAUUGCAGCACCUCUUUUGCUUGCUGGCUUCUGUCCCAUCGGGCGGUGCUGAUGACGAAGCCUUAUCCGACUUUUUUCUAUCCGUUUUUGAGCCCUUUUUUCUUGGUAAAGCAACACAAGCUCGCUUAGAGCUAUCCAAUGAGCUUCUUCAGCUGUUACCUCGAGCGUCUCCAUCCCCCUACGGACCUUGGCUAUUAGGCGCACAAAAUCUAUCUCUUUCACUUGAGAAUAGCGAAGCUGCGUCCAGUUUGAAUGGAAGCGGUAAAAUGCUAGGACUGAAAUAUCGAGACAUAACCUCCUUGCUUGAACGCGGCCUCUUCGGGCACCCUCAUCUUCCUCUUGAUCGGUGGUUUGCGUUAUUUGCACAGCUGUCUGAAAAUGUGGUCCGGCAACUGGGUGAUGCUGGGCGAGCACUCGCUGUUAUCGAGCCCCUGGCAAAAGAGCUGUUAGCCUGUCUUGAUCGCGGCGAAGAGAAGCCGUCUGCAACCUCUCUUAAGGCAAUACGCUCACUCUUCGAUGCUGCCAAGCUGCCACGCGAUAAAACUGCUCUAAAUACUGCUCGGCAGCGGUUAUGGGGAGCUUCCGUAGUCGCCGCCCGAGCAGGUUCGUCUGAUCCGUUUGAUAACCUCUACAAACUUGGGAACCAAACUUUAGAAACUUUCUACGGCAACUUUGCCAUUUUCGAUUCAGACAAUGACAUUGUACCUAUUAUCGAGAGUAUUAAGAGCUUCUUAGUGAGAUGUUUCUCUCAGUCAGGCGUUAAAGCCUUUACGAAAGUCGAAGCUGGCCUAUGCAUGUGGAUUGAGGAUGAUAAAUCAUGUUAUGAACAUGAUGAAGAGUCACUUCUCUCAAAAGCUCUCAUUCACACAUGGGAUGGAAUAUCAAAGGGGCUUGCUGGCCGGAGACAACUGACAAAAGAUGAAUUUGACGAGAUAGAACCACUUCUGACGUCUGCAUUCAGAAGCAAACUUCCCACUAUUGUUGACAAGGCAAUCGAACUGUGGAAUGUGCUAGCUAGGGAUGAAGAGAGGCUAGACUGCUCAGACAGCUUGAAAUCAGUGGCGUCGAAUGCUGGCUCAAAGAAACAGCUCGUGGAAUCGAAAGGAUCUGGAAAAACCGGCGGGGCGUUCGGAGCCCAAGCUUCUUCAUCAAAGGCAUCGCCAGACGAAACAAAUCUCGUUGUGCUCUCUUUAAAUUCAUCUCGCCAGGCCGAGCCAGCUUCCAUUUCGAAAAUGCCCACACGUAUGUCAACUCGAAAACGUCGCAUGGAAGAAACCCCCGAAUCCAGCCGUACAAAGACAGCGAGGCGAACUAGCACUCCUCGACUGCGUCAUGACAAUUCUCAAAUCCAAUUUACUCUCGUUGCCUCAUCGUCUCCGAUCCCUGAAGAUGGUUCGCAACACCUCACGGAAAGACAGAAAGAAGUACGAGAAAGGCAGCGUGAAACAGAAGCCAUCUACUCAGACAUGCGGACAAGCUCUCCACUUCCUGCCAAAGAGAGCUCGCCCAUACCGGAUGAGAAGGUGGAUUCUACUGACAAGCAAGCGGAAGAAGCGACUCCACGCCACACCACGUCUUACGAUAACCUAAUCAGCUCAACACCAACCCCAAGACGUGGCCAACUCCUGAACAUGGAUGAUAACGAUCCUCCGUCCUCACCUCCCAUUCCACGGCCAUACCCGCUCCUUUCAGAGAUUAAGUCUCGCUCUCUGGCUGGCAGCUCAUUGGAUAGCUGGGAAUUUUCAUCACCUCCAGGGUCGCCAGAACCCGGUAACCAAGAAGCAUUAUUAGAUAUUCAAUUGCCUGGGGAGAAGUCGACAAAGACAUCUACUAGGAAAGCAGACACAAGAGCUAAAAGUAUUGAUGCUAGCUUGAGAGAUAUUAUUCCUUCUAGCCUUGGAGAAGAAGAAUCUUCAUCCUCAGACUUGACAGAAUUAUCGGAUCGAAACGCGUCGUCUUCGCCAGAUCCACCACCACAACUUCUCGAAACCCCGACCAAGAAACGGCUGGUUCGCGAGGCUGCUCGCGUGGAAGAUAGUCCGAAAUCGGUCGACGACGAAUUUGUUGAUGCUAGGAGCAGUCCCGAAAAGCCCUCAUUAGCACAGGCCAAUGACACAUCGUUCGCGCUCAGCGAAGGAGAUGAAACUCGAAUGAUGAAACUUGCAGAGGAGCUUGAAUCGGGUGACCGCGCAGGCCUACAGGAAGAGAGAAACGCUGAAGACAGUUUUGAUAAACGACCCAGCGUACAGUCAGCAGAAGCUCGAGCACCAUCGCCUCCAAUGACUCGUGGGGCAGCUAAGCGCUCCCCCUCGGUCAUCGUCCCGCCUAUUUCUGCGGAAUCUCUUGGCAAUGGUGAAGGAGGGAGCAAAAGAAAGAGAAAGCGAGGAGGUUCUCGGCAAAGCAACAGCCGUUCAAAGAAGCAAAAGUCGGAGCAAAAGUCAGAGAACGUAGAAGAGGCAAAAGAGGGAGAAGUACUGGUGAUAACCGAAAAGGAACCUCCUGAAACUCCUUCUGUGGGAGUAGAGACCAGGGGAAGCGCACGAAGACAAAGCGAGCAGCGCCAGCGAGAGGACAAGACUUCACGGUCACAAAGACGAUCAAGCAAGCGAAAUAAGAAAGCGCGAAGUGAAGAAACGGACGAUGAGGUGAUGUCACAGCUGGUGAACGAAUCCCAAGCAGUGACCGAGAGCCAGAAAUCAAACAAAGAUGCAGGAGAGGAAGUACCAGACACUGAUGAUGGUCCCCGUCAACCAACAGAACGCGUGGAUGUGAAAGCCAUGGCGGAAGACAAGGCGGAGAGUGAGCCACAAGCCAAGAUCUUGACAAUCAUGGAAACGCUACAAACCAGCUUGGCGCAUUUACGCGAUGUAGCGCUGCCUCGAAACGAAGUAUAUAAGAUGGAAGACAUGUUGAUGGAUUUGAAGCGAGAGUUAUUCGAAGCAGAGAGACGAGGAAGGGAGAGCACUUAG
This is a messenger RNA of Trichoderma asperellum CBS 433.97, 5154 nucleotides long. NCBI's taxonomy places the organism in Eukaryota, Fungi, Ascomycota, Sordariomycetes, Hypocreales, Hypocreaceae. The record is from RefSeq and is a predicted model, not a curated record.